This is a messenger RNA of Triticum turgidum subsp. durum (durum wheat), 2226 nucleotides long. The record is from the annotation of a GenBank genome assembly. NCBI's taxonomy places the organism in Eukaryota, Viridiplantae, Streptophyta, Magnoliopsida, Poales, Poaceae.
AUGCAUUUGAGAAUAGUUUUCUCCUGUGCUCUGCUUCUAGUGACGGUAGUGUCUCCUCCUUUGGCUAAUGCGUCCAGCAAAGCAAUACAUCAGGUCUACAUUGUGUAUCUGGGGGAGAAACAUGAUGAUCCCUCCAUGGUCACCGCAUCACACCAUGACCUACUAACCUCGGUUUUGGGGAGCAAGGCUGAAGCCUUGAAGUCCAUAGUUUACAGUUACAAGCACGGAUUCUCUGGGUUUGCAGCAAUGCUCACCGAGUCUCAAGCCGAGACACUUGCAGAAUUCCCCCAAGUCAUCAAUGUGAAUCCUAACACUUAUCACCAAGUACACACAACUCGCAGCUGGGACUUCCUUGGCCUUGACUAUAAGAACAACCACCAACAACAACCGAGCCUCCUUAGAAGAGCAAAGUACGGUGAGGAUGUCAUCAUUGGGGUGAUUGAUACAGGCAUAUGGCCUGAAUCACCAAGCUUUGAAGACAACGGAUAUGGAUCUAUACCGGAACGGUGGAGAGGCACAUGCCAAACUGGCCAGUCGUUCGACAACACAAAAUGCAAUCGAAAGAUAAUCGGGGCACGGUGGUACGGCCACGGCAUCAGGGCAGCAGUGCUUAAGAGAGAUAUCAUGUCGCCUAGGGACUCAAACGGCCACGGAACACACGUAGCAUCGAUAAUCGCGGGUAGCCAGGUGAGUGGUGUGAGCUAUGGGGGUAACCUAGCCACAGGCACAACACGCGGCGGAGCGCCACGCGCGCGUCUAGGUAUCUACAAGGUGUGCUGGGGGGACAAGGGCUGCCCUGACAUGGCGAUCCUGGCGGCUAUCGAUGACGCCAUACACGAUGGCGUGGACAUCUUGUCUAUCUCGUUGGGACUGGCCGGCCAUGAGAUCCCAGGGACGUUGCAUGCUGUGCUACGAGGGAUCUCCGUCGUGGUCUCCGGGGGUAAUGAUGGUCCUGUGCCACAAACGGUGUCGAAUGCCGUUCCAUGGGUCACUACGGUGGCCGCUAGCACAAUUGACCGUGCUUUCCCCACUCUAAUAUCUCUCGGAAACAAGGAAAAUCUAGUAGGGCAGUCUCUUUACUAUAAUGCAUCUGUGGUCAGCAACAACUUUGAGGACCUUGUUUAUGGGCGAAGCUGCAACGAGGCAUCACUGGCAUCGAGAAACGUCACUGGUAAAUUUGUGAUGUGCUACGCACCGGAGGCGCCGCCUGGUGCACGCCUCCAUACAGCCAUUUACCAUACGAUGGAUGCCGGUGCCAAGGGAUUAAUCUUCGCGCAGCAUGCCAACAAUGAACUCGACACUCUGGACGAGUGCGACGGCAUCAUGCCUUGUGUGCUCGUGGAUUUCGAGAUCGCGGAGAGAAUCCUAUCAUACUGGGGCAUCACAGGGAAACCGGUGGUGAAGGUCUCGCCUGCCGUGACUGUUGUUGGAGAUGGGGUGUCGGCGCCGAGAGUCGCCUCAUUCUCGUCGAGAGGCCCGAGCCCCUUGUUCCCGGGCACACUCAAGCCUGAUAUAUCUGCACCGGGAGUCAUCAUCCUGGCGGCCAUGAGAGGCUCCUACCAGUUAAUGUCUGGAACGUCUAUGGCAUGUCCUCAUGUCUCUGCGGUCACCGGCCUGCUCAAGUCAGUUCACCCAGACUGGUCGCCUGCCAUGCUCAAGUCUGCUAUCGUCACUACCGCGUCGUUCGUUGAUCUUUUUGGUAUGCCGAUCCAAGCAGAGGGUGCCCCAAGGAAGCUUGCCGACCCCUUCGACUUUGGUGGUGGCAACAUUGACCCAGACAGGGCUGCUGACCCCGGAUUGGUCUAUGACGUGGAUGCAGGAGACUAUAUCAAGUUCGUCAACUGCACCCAACAUGGAUCAUGGCUAGACGACUGCGAGUUAAACCAGCGCAACCUCAACCUCCCGUCAAUUGCUGUGCCAAACCUCAAGGACUAUGUCACGGUCCGACGCACUGUCAUGAACGUCGGGCCAUUGGAAGCAACCUACCGAGUGGAGGUUGAGGCUCCAGCAGGCGUAGCAGUGUCCGUGGAACCAUCUGUGAUUAAUUUCACCAGAGGCGCUAGCAGAAGUAUAACAUUCGUGGUGGCUUUCACUGCAAGGCAGAGAGUGCAAGGUGGGUACGUCUUUGGGAGCUUGAUAUGGAGGUCAAAUGGAAGUGCACACUCAGUGAGAAUUCCAGUUGCAGUACGAACUGUGAUACAAGAUUUUGUUGCAGAUACAUCAUAA